AUGGCGGCGCCGCGCGGCGUGAUCCGGGCCCUGCACCGCGGGACCCUCACCCAGAAUAGUGGCAUGGAUCGAAUUUUCUCUGGUAUUCAACCAACUGGGAAGCUCCACCUUGGCAACUACUUCGGAGCCAUCCAGAACUGGGUGAGGCUUCAGGAAGAGUACAACUCUGUGUUAUACAGCAUUGUAGAUCUGCACGCUCUCACAGUACCACGGGAGCCAGCAGACUUCCGUCAGAGCAUCCUGGAUACCACUGCCACUCUCCUCGCCUGUGGUAUCAAUCCAGAGAAGUGCCUCCUUUUUCAGCAGUCACAGGUGCCUGAACAUGCAGAACUCGGUUGGAUUCUUGGGUGCUUAACUAGUAUGCCACGUAUACAAAGCUUUCCGCAGUGGAAGGUAAAGAAUGCCAGCCAGAAUUAUGAAGGAACCGUUGGUCUGUUCACAUACCCUGUGCUUCAAGCUGCAGAUAUUCUGCUGUACAAGUCAACACAUGUUCCUGUUGGAGAAGAUCAAGUCCUGCACCUGGAACUGGCUCGAGAUAUAGCACAACACUUUAACAAGAAAUAUGGAAACUUCUUUCCUGUGCCCAAAGCCAUUUUAAGUACAACAAAGAAGAUAAAGUCUCUCAGGGAUCCAACAGCCAAGAUGUCCAAGUCAGACCCUCAGAAGUUAGGCACACUCAACAUCACAGACAGUCCAGAGGAGAUUGUUCUGAAAUUCCGCAAGGCUGUGACUGACUUCACCUCUGAGGUGACCUAUGACCCAGACUCUCGUCCUGGUGUCUCCAAUCUAGUGACCAUUCAUGCUGCAGUAACAGGACUCAGCAUAAAGGAAGUGGUGCACCAGUGUGUUGGUUUUGACACUGCUCACUACAAAGGGAUAGUGGCAGAGGCAGUUAUUCAGAAAUUUGCACCAAUCAGGAAUGAAAUUAAGAGGCUCCAGGAGGACAAAUCUCACUUGGAGAAGGUUUUACAGGCUGGAGCAGAGAAAGCCAAAGAACUAGCUUCCCCUGUGUAUCAAGAAAUAAGGAGAUUAGUAGGGUUUCAAUAG
Messenger RNA from Emys orbicularis (European pond turtle), 1047 nucleotides. It is a transcript of the gene WARS2, whose product is annotated as tryptophanyl tRNA synthetase 2, mitochondrial. The transcript is spliced from 6 exons. Gene Ontology annotation, molecular function: tryptophan-tRNA ligase activity; ATP binding. The coding region runs from base 1 to 1047 and encodes 348 amino acids. Gene Ontology annotation, cellular component: mitochondrion; mitochondrial matrix. The record is from RefSeq and is a predicted model, not a curated record. NCBI's taxonomy places the organism in Eukaryota, Metazoa, Chordata, Testudines, Emydidae. Gene Ontology annotation, biological process: mitochondrial tryptophanyl-tRNA aminoacylation.